CCACCCCGUCCGAAUCCUCCACCUCCUCUAAACCCUCCACCCCGGUUAAAACCUCCCCCUCUUCCUCCUCCUCCUCUUCCUCCACCGCGUCCACCUCCUCCUCUGAACGACAUUGUCCUCAAAUUUUCUUCCGGUCAGCCAGCUGCACUCGAAGCUCCAUGCGAUGACAACACGUGUGAUCACGACCUGCCGUAAAGUUGUCCAGCUUUGUCGAGGAGUGUCGUAAACUCCACUGAGCGACGCAGCUCACAUUUAAAGGAACAAAAGGCAUCUCGAGUCAGCGAAAUUUAUUGAGAAUCGUUGUGAACUUACAGGUCAAUACAUCACCCAACAAUGGCAACAAAGGGUGAGGUGAUCAGGUGCAAGGCAGCUGUUGCCUGGGGCCCCGGGAAGCCUCUGGCCAUAGAAGAAGUUGAAGUGGCCCCUCCUAAAGCCCAUGAAGUCAGAAUCAAGGUUGUGGCCACUGGAGUGUGCCACACGGACUGGGAGUACCUGUAUGCGUCCGGAAAGGGAAUGACUUACAGGCCGUUCCCGUUAAUCCUCGGCCACGAGGCGGCCGGCAUAGUGGAGAGCGUUGGCCCGGAAGUCACCCAGUUCUCACCGGGGGAUAAAGUCAUUCCUCUUUUUUUGCCCUACUGUGGGGAGUGUGAACGCUGCCGAAGUGCGAAGACCAAUCUUUGCCGGAAAAACUGGGAAAACACCCAAGCGGGUGUGCUGGCUGAUGGCACGAGCAGGAUAUCGCACCAGGGCCAGCAGAUCUACCAGUUCCUGGGUGUGAGCUCUUUCUGUCAGUACACUGUGGUUCCUGACACGUCUCUGGCUAAGAUCAGGUCAGAUGCACCGCUGGAUAAAGUCUGUCUGCUGGGCUGUGGCGUCCCCACCGGGUAUGGUGCCGCUGUGAAGACAGCCCAGGUUGAGAAAGAUUCCUCGUGUGCCGUGUUUGGACUGGGAGCUGUCGGACUGGCGGCCGUCAUGGGCUGCAAGACGGCCGAGGCAAAACGGAUCAUCGGGGUCGACGUCAACCCCGACAAGUUUGAGAGGGCCGCUCAGUUGGGAGCCACCGACUGUGUCAAUCCAAGAGAUUACAACGAACCUAUCCAGGAGGUCCUGCAGAAGAUGACCGACGGCGGGGUGGACUAUGCUCUGGAGUGUGUUGGAAGUCCAGCUGUCAUGACCGCCGCACUUGAGGCCACGACAGAGGCCUGGGGCACCUGUGUCAUCGCGGGGUGGACGGAGACCGAGGUAAUGGACGUCAAAGUGAUAAAGAUCCUCAUGGGGCGCACCUUGAAGGGAACGUAUUUUGGAGGCUGGAAGAGUGCGAUAGAUGUGCCCAAACUGGUGGACGACUACAUGAAUAAAAAGCUGAAGCUGGAUGAGUUAAUCACCCACAACCUCCCUCUGGAUCAAAUCAAUGCGGCUUUUGACCUUCUGAAAUCUGGUAAAAGCAUCCGUAGUGUCAUCAGUCUGCAAGUGGACACUUAAAGAGAUACAUCAAUGCUUUUUUUCCUCUUUUUUUUCUCUUUUCUUUCUUUUCCACAAGCUGGAUAAUGGGCUUUUUGGAUGAUUUAUGGGCCAAAUUACCACAUUUACCACUAGAUGGCAGUCUCACACCAUACAAAAGCUUAAACAUUUGUGCAGGCGGCAUCAAAUCUUAUUUGGGGGGGAAAAGAUAGUUAAUCUGCAAAUAUUUCUACAUCUUAAUUCACGUUAAAAUCUCGUGUUUUUGUACUCGUUCCUCAAAGUUUUGAUGAAAUCAGAGAGCGAAAACAGAAGUUUCUCUGCUCUUACGUAAAGUAAAACAAGAUGUAAUUCAUAAAUAUGCAGCAUCUGCAGCAACAUCACGGCAAAUUCUCUCUACAUCUGUCAUACUUGGCAGCUACAGUAACAGUGAUUCCUGUCCAGACCAUCUUGUAUUAAGGAUGGGCUAAAAGACAGGAGCCCAAAUGGCAGAUUCUGUCGUCAGCCGUGGAGAAAUGUCUGCUUCAUGUGGUCGGGCUUACCAAAUUUCGUCCUUGGUAAUAUUAUAUAUUGAUUUAAAAGGGAGUCACCACGAAGGGCUAGAAUAACAGUUGUGGGCUGUCAGGGCCGAAGACAAAAGGUUGUUUUGGGAAUGCCUCAUGGUGAAGACCUGAAAUAGCUGUCUAAAGAAUUUGUUUUAUUGAGGCUCCUUUCAGAUCAAACGAAUACCCCUGGCAGUUAUCCUGAUUUUCCAUCCUUUCUUUUAAAAAUGGAAAAUAAAGUGGUGCUCCUCGUCUUAGCUUGGUCUCCUUUGCUUGUGCCAUCAAUCUCGAGUCGUACGGCUUAGAUCCCCACUUUCUCUCGGUAAAAAAAUCAGAAAAUAAAGAAAGCUUUUGACAGUGGAGUCAUGCAGAUAAUGAAGAAACACAAGGAGAAGGGGAGAUCAAUAGAAAGCGUGAGACAAGUUUUGACAGGUGGUCAUGCGACUGGGCACCGUCAUCUGUAAAUGUUGGACAAGCUCCCAGAUUUAUAAGGCUUUCUUGGGGACAUGUGUCUGAAUGUCUGCCUCAUCUAUGGGAAAACCUAUCCAAAGUGACGACCAUAAGUCUCCCACCUUUUUUUUUUUCUCCACCCCCCCCGUGCCUUUUGAUCCCUCUAGCCUGUGGAAUUGUCACAGCAUUCUGCAACUGAUACAGGGAGGACAUGCUGUCUGAAUUACAGCCGCGGCAUUGCACGCAUUGUCAAAAGUCUUAAUUGCCCAUCUCGUCACGUUUCACAUUCAUCAGUGCAGCUUUUGUGCAGAAAUCCUUUGUGGAGGAUAAUAACAUAAAGUCAAAUGGUAGAUAGAGAUAAGAGCUUUGACAUUUGGAAAUUAUGCUUUCUUAUAUCUGUGUUGUUUGUUUGUUACUUUCAUAGCUUCGAUGUAAAAUUAAUUGCUGACAGAGAUCAGAAAAAAGGGAACUGCUAUUACACAAAUAAAAAUAUAUUUGAGA
Molecule: messenger RNA, 2951 nt
Organism: Menidia menidia (Atlantic silverside)
Lineage: Eukaryota; Metazoa; Chordata; Actinopteri; Atheriniformes; Atherinopsidae
Source: the annotation of a GenBank genome assembly